Messenger RNA from Cucumis melo (muskmelon), 2658 nucleotides. Its product is annotated as probable WRKY transcription factor 7. Lineage: Eukaryota; Viridiplantae; Streptophyta; Magnoliopsida; Cucurbitales; Cucurbitaceae. The coding region runs from base 983 to 2155 and encodes 390 amino acids. Gene Ontology annotation, molecular function: DNA-binding transcription factor activity; sequence-specific DNA binding. Gene Ontology annotation, biological process: regulation of DNA-templated transcription. The transcript has 3 exons. The record is from RefSeq and is a predicted model, not a curated record.
AAACAGUACAGUACUACAACACACACAACAUAAGGAAAAUGUACAAUGUUUGUCAAACCCAAAAGGAGAUUCUAAAAUUCCAAUUCAUACAUUUAUUAUUAUUAUUAUUAUUAUUAUUAUUUUCUCAAAUUGCAUAAAUGCUUUUUUUUUUUUUUUUAAACUUCUUGAAGGAAAUGAAAUCUUUUAGAAAAAGAGAAAAAAAAAAAAGGAAAAAGAGAGAAAAUUUUCUUUGAACGUUGGUCUCCUCAAGAAGAAGACUUUGUGGUUCUUCGUAGAACGUGGGCCCAAGAUAGCAAAGCCCAAUGAGAAACCGAGAGGAAAGAAAUUGAAAUUUUGAAAAAUGAAUUGGUUGAAGAAACAAAGGGAAUCCAAGGUGACUUGUGGAUGGAGAGUCCCGGUACCCGGUAAAAAAAAAAAAGAAAGAAAGAAAAGAAAAGAAAAGAAAAGAAAAAUGGAAACCAUCUGGGACCCACUAACCCCACCACCUCACUCAAUGACUUUUGCAUUAAAAGCUGAUAAAGGUCAACUCUAUCCCACUGUCUCCAACUAAUAAUAUCUUGUCCUUUUUCUCUCUCUAUUCCCGAUUUUACCGAGUCCUCAAUCUAACGGCUAUUCUCAACCCUUUUGACCUUAUCUAUCUCUCCCACAAAUUUAAAACCCUUCUCUCAACUUCUUCACCCUUUUAAACAGAAGGGUCAAACCUGCUGACAAUUUCCUCUUACGUGCUGCUUUCUCAUUGGUUUACGCCUUUGACGGCAGACGGACCACAAUCGACCGGUCAGUUGCCCGAGAGGGCAUCAGUUUGACUCCAAUCCUUUCCUUCCCCCUAAUUCUUUUAUCAUCUUUUCUCUUUUUCUUCCUUUCCUUUCUCCCUUUUGCUUUCCUCGUCACCAGUUUCUUCUUCUCUCCCAAUUUCACAUCCUUUUUUUUUCUCCCUCGAUAUAAAUACUUCGUUUAUUUUUCCCUCUGUUUUCCAUUCCAUAUGCUCCUUCUUAACAAUAACAUGGCUGUGGAGCUCAUGGUGGGAUUUGGGGAUGCUACAACUUCUAAUAAUUUCACCCCUAAGAUGGAAGAAAAUGCCGCUGUUUCUGCUGUUCAAGAAGCCGCUUCUGCUGGGAUUCAAAGCGUCCAGAAUUUCCUCCGAUUGAUGUCCCAUACAACUAAUCAGCAACACUCCCAAGACGAUUCUUCUACUUCCACUACUCCUAAUAAUGGAUAUGAAGCCGUCGCCGAUUCCGUCGUUAAUAAAUUCAAGAAGGUUAUUUCUUUGCUCGACCGGAACAGAACCGGCCAUGCUCGUUUCAGAAGGGCUCCGGUUCUUAGUACUACUACUACUACUACUCCGCCGCCUCCUCCUCCGCCAAAGGUCAAGCUGCAGCAUCAAGAUCCGAGUUCGUCGUCUCCGAUUUCAGUACCUCCGAUUCAAGUAAAGAAACAAGAAUCAGUUUCCGCUUUUAAGGUUUAUUGUCCAACGCCUUCAUCUGUUGUGCGUUUGCCUCCUCUGCCUCACAACAACCCCCAUCAGCCGUCUCAUCCACCCAAUACCUUUCAAGCCCAGCAAAAUACUUCGUCGGUGGUACUCAAAAAUGGGUCUGUAGAUAGAAAAGAUGCGACUACCACCAUCAAUUUUGCACCCUCGCCCCCAAUUUCCGCUGCAAAUUCGUAUAUUUCAUCGUUAACUGGAGACACCGAAAGUUUACAACCAUCUCUGUCAUCUGGGUUCCAGUUCACCCACAUGUCCCAGGUCUCUUCUGCCGGAAAGCCCCCUCUUUCAUCCUCUUCGUUAAAGAGAAAAUGCAAUUCCAUGGAGGACUCCGCCAUGAAGUGUGGCUCAUCAUCCGGUCGGUGUCACUGUUCCAAGAAGAGCAGGAAAAACAGGAUAAAAAGAGUCAUCAGAGUUCCGGCCGUUAGCUCAAAACUUGCGGAUAUCCCACCAGACGAUUACUCCUGGAGAAAAUAUGGCCAAAAACCCAUCAAAGGAUCUCCUCAUCCAAGGGGAUAUUACAAAUGUAGCAGUCUGAGAGGAUGCCCAGCACGGAAACACGUAGAACGUGCCUUAGACGAUCCAACAAUGCUGAUUGUAACUUACGAAAACGAUCACAAUCACGCCCACUCCACCGAAACACCUGCACCGCUUGUUCUCGAAUCAUCAUAAUAGUCAACUCAUCCAACGGCCACAAAUCUCCAUCAAUAUUAUAUAUAUAUCAAAAAACAAAAUAUAUAUAAUUUGGAAAGCUACAGGUUAAAAUUAUAGGGACCAAUAGUCAACUCUACGGCUUCAGCACCGUCUCCAAGAAGAUUAGUGGGUGCGGUGCGUUGUGCUGUCCGUCUAUAUAGAAAAUUAGGGAUAUGCCCCUUUGUGUUCCUUCUCUCUCUCUCUUAUGAAGGUUUUUCUUUUUUUUUGGGGAUUUGGAAAUUUGAAGGGUGUGGGAGUGGGAAGACGGAAGGCAUGGGACGGUGGGAUUUGGUGGGUGUUGAGUCACGCUACUUAGUGGGCCUUUUUGUUUUUAUAAACUUUCAUAUGCUCUCGAAUAUUAAUAUUCCUUCAGAAUUUUUUUUUUUUAUCUUUAUAUCAUAUUGGAUUAGAUGGUGGAUUUAUUAUAUAUAUAUGUAUGUAUAAACAACAAACAAAAUAUCCCACCUUUAUUCCUUCCUCCA